Molecule: messenger RNA, 570 nt
Organism: Saprolegnia parasitica CBS 223.65
Lineage: Eukaryota; Oomycota; Saprolegniomycetes; Saprolegniales; Saprolegniaceae
Exons: 4
Coding region: 1-570 (189 amino acids)
Source: RefSeq, a predicted model, not a curated record
AUGCGGCGCGUCCCGUGUCUGGUGGAAGUCGCCUACCUCGUGCUUUCGAUGGCGUGCAGCGUCUGGUACCUCUCGAUCCUCUUUCCCUACCUCCAGAACGACUUUUUUUGGACUGGCUUUUCCCUCCAUGCCCAAACGUACCUCUUGGAUCUCUACCGAACGUGCAACACGCCGUCCACGAGGCUCGAGAUACAGGCAUCGUACCCUCGGGCUCUUCUCUCGUUGCACCUCACAUCGCCGGCGCUUCGCAGCGUCGACUGGGCGCAGUUCACUUCGCGGUUUGGUCCGUCGUUUAUGUUUUCAGUUGGUGACGCAGUGUUCUUGUCCCCGCACGGCGCGACCUGGCUCGAAAGUGUUCAAGACGGCUUUGUCUCGAUCGACGACGAGGCGGCGCUGUGGCAUGCGCACGGUCUCUCGCACUAUACAGUGCAGUGGGGCAACAGCUACGUGACGGGUCUGCACGAAACCAUUGCCAUUCAAAAUGCAUUUGGCUGGACGCAAUGGCUCUCGUCCUCCAAGAUCGCCUACGCCACGCGAGAUGCUCUCUGGACAACGUCGGUCGCGUAUUGA